This is a messenger RNA of Cyclocybe aegerita, 1494 nucleotides long. The record is from the annotation of a GenBank genome assembly. NCBI's taxonomy places the organism in Eukaryota, Fungi, Basidiomycota, Agaricomycetes, Agaricales, Hemipholiotaceae.
AUGUCUCUUGCCCGCCUCAAGCUCCCUGCGCGCAGACUACCCACCCGCGCCGCCUGCGUUCGUCUCUCCUCCACGGCAUGCCCUCCCAGCUCCCCCAACCGCCCCCUCUUUCCCUGUGUCGACGCCCAUGCCGCACGCGAGUCGCGACUAAUGGCCUCCUUCGCCGCGCAAUCCUCCCCUCAUACCCCUGGCGACGUCUGUGACACCGGCCCAGAACCACCCUAUGCACGUCCUAACCCCACCUCCUACCACAUCUACCACCACCGACACCCUCUUCCCCUCACAUACUACUCGACACCGCUGCCAUCCUUCGACAUUGCCUACGAGACAUGGGGCACACUAUCCCCCAACAAGGACAACGUUAUCCUCCUCCACACCGGUCUCUCCGCCUCUUCACACGCUGCGUCAACCCCCGCGAACUCGGCCCCAGGUUGGUGGGAGAACUUCAUUGGCCCGGGCAAGCCCAUCGACACCAACACAUUCUUCGUCAUCUGCACCAAUGUCAUCGGGGGCUGCUAUGGCUCCACCGGCCCUUCUUCCAUCGAAGACGCGACUGGCAAGCCAUGGGCAACCCGCUUCCCCAUCGUCUCCAUCUUCGACAUGGUCAACGCCCAGUUCGCCCUCCUCGAUCACCUCGGCGUCCAGAAACUAUACGCGAGCGUCGGAUGCUCCAUGGGAGCCAUGCAGAGUCUGGCCGCCGGCUGGUUGCACCCACAACGCGUCGGGAAGAUCGUCAGUAUCAGUGGUACAGCCCGGAGCAGUCCGUCAGCUGUCGCGAUGCGCUUUGCACAGCGUAGCGUCCUCAUGGCCGACCCCAACUGGAACAACGGCUUCUAUUACGACGGUCUUCCUCCACAUACCGGCAUGAAACUAGCCCGUCAAAUCGCGACCAUUACAUAUCGCUCCGGUCCUGAGUGGGAUCAGCGAUUUGGUCGACAGCUUCGACCGCUUCCUGACACCGAAGAACACCCUCCUGGGAGCCCACGAACGCCCGUCCUGUGUCCUGACCUGCUUAUUGAGACCUACCUGGAUCACCAGGGCGAAUCCUUCUGUCUCAAGUAUGAUGCGAACUCGCUCAUCUACAUCUCGAAGGCGAUGGAUCUGUUCGACAUGACACUCUCGGCUCUGGAGUCACUCAACAUCCAGUCAUCCGGCGUGCAUCCGUCAGCCCUCGACUCGGCUUCCUCCGACCCUACGCAGCAGCCCCAUCGGACUUCUCACUCGAAAUCGCAUCCCCCUCCUGUCAACCCCCCGCCGUAUCUACCCGACCUCGCCGCGGGUAUGCAGCCGCUGAAAAAUAUACCAACGCUGGUCCUUGGAGUGCAGAGCGACAUCCUAUUCACGGUUGAGCAGCAGCGCGAGGUAGCCGACGCGCUACGAAUGGGAGGCAAUGAAAACGUCAGCUACUACGAGCUGGGUGGUGUCUGGGGCCACGACACAUUCCUGAUCGAUGUCCUCAACGUUGGCGGUGCUAUCCGCGGCUUCCUGUCAUGA